CACUCCACAUCUCCAGCGAUGUCAUCCUUGACCUCCUGGCCUUUCCCCUAAGCCCCCGCCCCCCAUUACUCAGCACACAAAUCAAUUGGAUCGCAUCUGCAUCGGCCUGGUUCACCGCGCCGCCGGCAAGAGCACAAAGCUUCACGGCUACAUCUCGCGGGUAAAUACGGAGAUGGCCAUGGAAAUUUGGAACAUUAACUUGUACUAUGAAGAUGAGAAUAAAAAUCAUAAAGUUCUUGAAGCAUCAAUGGACAGGACCAAUAUCUCCUUUUAUGACUUGGUCAACUUGAUUGAAGGUGUUGGCUUCUCGGGGAUUGAUUACCUCUACUACAGGAAGAAAUACCCUCGCGGCAAGGGCCAUCUAGUACACAUCGAUAACGACACUCAUGUGCGGAAAAUGAUAACUGAGCACAAUAAGGAGAAGAGGGUACAGUUGUACGUGUAUAAGGAGAGGGCCAACAUUGAUGUUGCUCCAUCAGAACCUCAGGGUGAGGAUGAUGGACCCAUUACAAGCUUUGAGGAGGAGGAUGCCUUCCCUGAAGGAGCAACACAAACUAGGACGAGCAAGUCACAAACAAUGGUGCGUAAAUCAAAAAGAUUGAAUGUGGUUCAGAGCCGUGCUCAGUACGCCAAUGGAGACUUCGCCAAUAGUGAGCAAUCUCGGUCAUCACGUGAGCUGCUUGAGACACAUGAAUUGGAAGAUAACGAGGAUCAUCUUACUGAGCGAGAUGACAACCUCGAUAAUAUGACUGGUGAUGGUAAAGCUGUUGACAAACGUGGAGCACAUUCCCUGCCAGCUGUUUGGAACAUGCCAGAUGGAGCACGCAUAGUUGUAAAAUGUAAUAAUCUUGGCCAGCCUAUUGGGGACGAAGGUGGAGUCCUAGGGAAGUUUCUUGGCACAAUAGCUAGACUUGGGGGCUAUUGCCCACUUGACAAAAAGGAUUGGCGUAAUGUCAAGAAGGAUGGUGGGGCUGACACAAUACUUCGGUGUGUACAGACAAAGUUCUUGUAUCCUGCUAAAUGUGAUAAGUGGAUAUUAAAAACUAUCGGACGAGAUUGGAGAAAAUUCAAGGCUGGUCUUAAGAAAGAAUUCUUUAAUGCAAAGAAAAAAAGAAAAGCUCGUAUAAGCUUUGUCCGGAAUAUGUGGACAGCGACCAAUGGCGUGAACUUGUCAACUAUUGGAAAUCCAAAGAAGGAAGGGUAA
Molecule: messenger RNA, 1204 nt
Organism: Lolium rigidum
Lineage: Eukaryota; Viridiplantae; Streptophyta; Magnoliopsida; Poales; Poaceae
Exons: 6
Coding region: 173-1204 (343 amino acids)
Source: RefSeq, a predicted model, not a curated record